Didymosphaeria variabile is the source of this 186-nucleotide messenger RNA. RefSeq lists its product as uncharacterized. The transcript has 2 exons. The record is from RefSeq and is a predicted model, not a curated record. Bases 1 to 186 code for a protein of 61 amino acids. NCBI's taxonomy places the organism in Eukaryota, Fungi, Ascomycota, Dothideomycetes, Pleosporales, Didymosphaeriaceae.
AUGAACAACGUCUCCCUCAUCUCCUCCACAGCCUCGGCCUCAGCAAAGCCACCAAGCAAGACAAAGCAAGCGUGGGAAUUCGUCAAGAAGCACGCAAAGGAGCACCACGAGAGCGUCAAUGCCGCGUAUGCGGUAUACUACGGACAGGGUGCGAUGAGGCCGGUGAACAAAGGAGAAAAGCCGUGA